Diatraea saccharalis (sugarcane borer) is the source of this 564-nucleotide messenger RNA. The record is from the annotation of a GenBank genome assembly. NCBI's taxonomy places the organism in Eukaryota, Metazoa, Arthropoda, Insecta, Lepidoptera, Crambidae.
AUGGCCAGAAAGAUGAUGAAUGAGGAUGGAGCCAACUCUAGAUGCCCUGAUUCAGAUGUUCGAACGGUUCAGUUUGAUCUCCAGCAACAGAUGUACCUUCCAACAUUGACUCAUACACAGAUGUACUACAGUCGUCAGCUUGCGUUUGUCAAUAUGGGAAUUCACUUGGAGGACGAAGGAAGGGGCAUCAUGUUUCUCUGGAAUGAAACUGUUGGGCAAAGAGGAUCCAACGAGAUCGCUUCUUGUCUUUACAAGUUUUUUACUUAUAGUGAAAUCGGGUACACUACACAUAAAAAAAAAUUAAUUUUGUGGUCCGAUAACUGUGGCGGACAAAACAAGAACCAAGCUGUACUAGCUAUGCUCCUCGUUUUAAUUGCAAAAGGUUUCUUUUCGGAAAUUACUCAUAAAUUCCCUGUGAAGGGUCAUACAUUUCUUGCUUGCGAUCGAGAUUUUGCGAUCAUUGAAAAAGCGAAAAAGUGUGCAAAGCCACUGAUUCCGAAAGAUCUUAUUGAGCUCAUUGCAAAUGCUGCCAAAAAAAAAACCAUUCUUGGUAGUGGAUACUAA